Halichondria panicea is the source of this 3300-nucleotide messenger RNA. RefSeq lists its product as uncharacterized. Lineage: Eukaryota; Metazoa; Porifera; Demospongiae; Suberitida; Halichondriidae. Gene Ontology annotation, biological process: signal transduction. Gene Ontology annotation, molecular function: protein binding. The transcript is spliced from 9 exons. The coding region runs from base 1337 to 2665 and encodes 442 amino acids. The record is from RefSeq and is a predicted model, not a curated record.
AAAACAUGUGUUUUGAGUGGAAUUUUAGUGAAUUCAUUAGUUUUGUUAGUAAGGUUUUGUUCCCACAACUUUAUAUCAGUGGUUCUCUAGCAUAUCCCCAUAAAAGGAUAAUUAUGGUAGAUCUAAAUAUAAUUACACAAAGUCAUGAUGCAUGCCUUCAUUAAAUCAGAACAGCUAAGUUGCUAUUAAAAUUGCAUAGAUCUAUACAGCUAUAGUACUAUGGCUAUCAACCAGCACGCUAUUGUACCCAGAUGUUCUAGCCAAGCGCCACUGUCCAUUGAAUAUCUCACCAUGCGCAAGUGUACCUCAGUGUUGAUCGACCUCGUCAAAUCGUCUCUUAGCACUAUAGGUCCUGCUUUGUUCGAAAACGAAUAUAUAGGCGAGACCACUAGAGAUCAAAUUGGACCAUUCAGUAAAAUGAGUGUCGUUGAAAGAGCACAAAUACUUGUGGAUCUAAUGACCGAUCAAGUUCGAGCUGAUUCUAGCAUGUAUGACAAAUUUAUCAUCCUCUUGGAAAGGGAAGGCCCUUGGGUAAACUCGUUCUUGAAGAAUGUCAAGCAAAAGUACAGUUCCCUUGUGCGAUUGGAAUUUCGCCAAUCAAUGAGCUGUGACGAAUUGAGUGAUUGGCUUUCUCUCCGUGGAAUCAGUGAAACCACUGUAUCACAUUUUAAAGCUCAAGAGGUUGACGGAAAUACAUUUGUGGGGCUACCAGCAGACAGAGGAAGUCUGUCAAGGGAGCUGAGGUGUGACUUAUCUGCAGGAUCACAUAACAAACUUCAGCCCCUUCUUAACCAAGCAAAAAGUGAGCAACAAGAGGUUAACUCUCACAAAAGUCAUUCAGAUUCUGAAUCUUCACCAGGGCCCAGCUUUAACUGUCCGUAUUGUCAAAAAUGCACGCUUGAGCAGUACUUGUCAAAAAAUGGGUGUCCCGAAGCGACUGGCAAAACCCUCUUUCCAUAUCUCAAAACACCAGCACUCUCUGAUGAAGACCGAUCAGUACUAGAGGCCACUCUCAGAAAGGAUACUCAGAAAAUGAUCGAGCUCUUUGCUUUAACCGACACUACUAUUGCAAAAAAUCUCAAGAAUGAUGUAGCGUUGGUCCAAAAUUUUGUUAUAAAUUUUGUUUCAUCAUUGGAAAACGAGGAUUGCAUCAGGCAAAUAAAAAGAGCUGAUACAAUUCCAAAAAUUUUUGUUGCCCUUACUCCAUGUAAAUCUUUCUUAACUACAAGAUUGUCGAUAGCAUCUUUGUGAUGCUAUUUCGGCCAAAGAGACCAUUGCUUCUAUCUUUGGCCUGAAUGAAUGGGAACUUCAUUUAUGUAGUAUCGAGGAGGGAUGCAUGUGUCUGAGGUUCCUUCUUUCUGCAAAGGCUUUUGCUAAGUUUUUUCCACCCACAGCUUCACAACUAACUUCUCUCUGUGAGGCAGGAAUCAGUAUUCUCAAACCUGCAACUGGAAGAACUGAUAUAAAGACUGAUAGUACUCCAACUGUUGAAGAGAGGGUACUUCAUGAAAAUGAACCUCGGCCGAAAUUAAAGUGGAAAAAGACAAUUCAUGGUGAUGGUGACAGCAAGAGUGAAACUGAAAAGUCAUUGGAUGCGUUCAUCAAGGAAGUAUCAGAUCACAUUGGAGGAAGCUGGAUGUUCAUAGCCAGAAGUCUUGGAUUCACGGAAAUCGAAAUCCAGGCAAUUGAAUAUUCCAACGGGCAAGAUCUCAAAGAGCAAAUUCAUCAGUUUUUCUACCAGUGGAAGCGAAGAGAUGGACAAGAAGCGACUCGAGACAUGCUCUAUGCUGCCUUGUACGACAGUGAAUUAAAUGAGCUCCUGAAAAAACUGGACAAGACAGAUGUUAAAAAAAGUGACCCACUUCCUUACGUAUACGUCCCUCUUACCCCACCACGUCCCCAUAUUUGGCAAGCCCCAAAGAGUGAUACUGAGGUUUUUAAGAGAAGAAGACUUGAUUGGCUGGGUUCUAACUUGUCAAAUAAUUCCGACUCAUCUGGAUAUGGAAGUGCACAGAAUAUACUUUCAUUUUCCGAGGCCCCUCCUCCUAGUUUGAUGCCUGCAAGCCUCCAGGAAAAUACUGUCACACCUACUCUCCCCCGGAGGAUUCCUGGGAGAUCAUCGUCUGUUUGUCCGUUCGAGCUAGAUGAUAUGGUGAUGGUGGAGAGACGUGACGCUGCAGCUUGGUGUGGAGUGGUGAGGUGGAUUGGAGAACUUCCUGAGACACUAGGGCAACCUGUGGCUGGAAUUGAAAUGGAAGAUGAGGUACCUGGCGGUGGAGAUGGGAGUAAGGAUGGUGAGAGAUAUUUCUACUGUGCCAAUGGACAUGGACUCUUUCUACCUGUUCGAAUGCUCAAAAAGGAUAACCGAUUUGAUAACAUCGAUAGUUCAUCAUGGAAUUCCCCUCCUCCCAAUCAAGGAACCCCUGAGCCUCAGAGUAAUGCAGCCUCCUCUGAAAGUGCUUUGAAUGAUUUUCUAUCCCAUCCUUUUGCUGCUGGUUGGCGGUCGCCUGAAGAAGUUCUCAAGCAGGCCGGACUGAACAUAUCUCCAAAUGUAUCUAGUGAUAUCGAGGCGAACCUCUCAGAGGGUGAAGAACGAGUGCUAGUGUUCACCGUCCCCACUGAUCACACCGGCAUCAUUAUUGGACGAAACGGAAGAAACAUUUAAGCUGUCGAAAAAGAAACUAACACAAUAAUCAAGAUAGAGAGAGACUAUGGUGGAUUGGGUGGUGUCAAGAGAGGAGUGAUUUGUGGCAGUGAAGAGAACAGGAAAAGAGCACUACAGAUGAUUCUGGACCGACUCAAGAAGCAAGUGUACCAGCGUACUGCCAAGGCCGAAACAAUUCAAAUUCCCAAUAACAAAGUUGGUCUAAUCAUAGGAACCAAGGGUCAAACUAUCAAUGCAAUCAGGAGCCUCUCUGGUGCAAGCAUCGAUAUCAAAGAUGGACCUACAGGACUGGAGUCAUUUUCUUUAUUUGGAUCCCAAACUCGAGACUGUACAAUAACCGGCUCAGAAGAAGACAUUGAGAAAGCAAAGAAACUCAUUCGAAUUGCAGAGGAUGGCGGGAACAUUGUCGUAGGAGCUACAUUGGCAGCGCUCAUAGCAGACCUAGCCUCUCUGCAGGUGACAGUAGAGGAGCGCAAUAACAGUUAACUCUUGUUUGUUUUAUUAGCUCUGUUGCAUGUUUGUGUCAGUUUUAUUGCAAAUUAUUUUUGUGUAUAACACAUAGACCUAUAAAUUAGGAGUGUAUGAAUAUGCUCCUGUUAUCAUUAAUUUUGCAUUUCCUUUUUUAAAAUUCAAUG